UUUCCCGGGUGGGAUUAGUUCACUUCGGUCCUGUUUUGGUUCUGUGUUGAAGCCCUAACGUGGCGCUGCCUGUUACUUCUUCAAACUCUGGAAUUUCAACGAAUCAAGUCCUGCUGUUGCUGUUGCUGUUGCGGAGGGUAUAUAAUUCGGCUUUUCUUACCCUCGGGACCAUCUGCCAGGUGCACAGCCUUGACAAAUCUCCGUCCGUACCAUUACCAUACCAUUAUUGUGAACAUGAAGUCAGAGAGGGAGGACAUCAUUUUUCAGGCUCUCCUCUUAAUCCACAUCCCUGUGGCCUGCCUCUUCACUGCAGUGUCAGGUCAGUCUGACAGCAGCAGCAGCGUGGUGGUUGCAGGCUAUAAUGUGAGCGCCCCCGCUGGGUCAAGGGUGGUGCUGCAGUGUGUGAGCGGCCGUAUGGUGUGGACCAGGGACACGGUGAGGGACAGGCAGAGGGUGGUCCACUGGGACAUGUACCGGGCCCGUCCAGACUACGCCAUGGAGAGGGUGCUGGACAUGUUCUCUGCAGGGGACCAGAGGAUCUACAACUCCUACAACCUGGGCAGGGUCGGCCUCAGCCCAACAGCCUUCAGGGAUGGAAACUUCUCCCUGGUCAUCAAAGACGUGACGAUGAAUGACAGAGGUCUGUACUCUUGUAACCUCCACCAUCUCUACUGCCACCUGUACGAGACAGUCAGAGUGCAGCUCAAUGUCACUAAAUCGCGUCGUAAAGAGCAGCGCUUCUGGGAUGGACAAAAGGCAGUGUACGUGGUGUUGCUUGGUAGUACCGUGGUGUUGCCGUGCAUCAACCGACGUAGCGUGUGGACAGACUGGAGCAACGAGGAGGAGGACCAGCAGGUAGUCCACUGGGACCGUCAGUCCCCAGGAGUCCACCACGACCGCGCUGACCGGCUGGUGGACCUGUACGCCUCUGGGGAGCAGCGUAGCUACGGACCACUGUUCCUACAGAGGAAGAUGAACAUCAGCAAUCAAGCCUUCUCAGAGGGAGACUUUUCACUUUCCAUAUCUGAUCUGCAGCCCACAGACAAGGGAAUGUAUUCCUGCCACCUCCACCACCAUUACUGUGGUCUGCACGAGAGAAGAGAGUUUCAGGUCACAGUGGAAGCACCAGUGAUUCAGACCACCCUGCCAGCCAAAGCACUGCCCAGUGAAGACAAAGACACCACUAAGGUUGAGUCACCGCGAGUCAUCAAUGUCAUUCUGCCCACCAAA
Messenger RNA from Perca fluviatilis (European perch), 1230 nucleotides. RefSeq names its product matrix remodeling-associated protein 8-like. Gene Ontology annotation, cellular component: cell surface; membrane. The annotation marks the transcript as partial. The record is from RefSeq and is a predicted model, not a curated record. Gene Ontology annotation, biological process: establishment of glial blood-brain barrier; cell adhesion. Lineage: Eukaryota; Metazoa; Chordata; Actinopteri; Perciformes; Percidae. The transcript is spliced from 8 exons.